AUGCCCUCUUCCGCGCCCGUCUUUGCUACUCCCCUUACGAGGUUGUUUAAAAUAAGCCACCCCGUCAUGCUUGCAGGCAUGAACGUCGCUGCCGGCCCAAAGCUUGCCGCAGCCGUUACAAACGCAGGUGGUAUUGGCGUCAUUGGCGGUGUUCGCCAGAGCCCAAAAUUCCUUCAGGGUUCCAUUGACGAGUUGAAGAGUCAUUUGGAAGACAAGAACGCUCCCUUUGGUGUUGAUCUUUUGCUCCCUCAAAUUGGUGGCAAUGCUCGCAAGACCAACAAAGACUACACUGCGGGUCAAUUGCCAGAGCUCAUUGAUGUCAUCAUCAAAGGAGGGGCAUCCUUGUUCGUUUGUGCUGUCGGUGUUCCACCCAAGUGGGUCGUCGACAAGCUUCAUGCUGCUGGCAUUCCCGUCAUGAAUAUGAUAGGACACCCCAAGCAUGUCGCGAAAGCACUCGCUCAAGGUGUUGACAUCAUAUGCGCUCAGGGUGGUGAAGGAGGCGGCCACACUGGAGAUACCCCGUUUUCUAUUCUCAUCCCUGCCACCGUCGACCUUUGUAAGAACGCAAAGAGUCCCCUAACCGGCGAGCCUGUCAUUGUCGUAGCAGCUGGCGGUAUUGCGGACGGCCGCGGCCUAGCUGCUGCUCUCUUAUACGGAGCGUCAGGUGUCUGGGUCGGAACUCGAUUUGUUGCCAGUGUAGAAGCCGGUGCCCCAAAACGGCACAAAGAAUUAGUUGUGAGCGCUGGAUAUGACGAUGUCAUCCGCACGUUGGUAUACUCUGGGCGACCGAUGAGCGUGAGGAAGACUCCCUAUGUCGAAGAAUGGGAAACAAAGAGGCAAAAGGAGCUCUCUCAUUUAAUUGCUCAAGGAAAAGUCCCACAUGAGGUUGAGCUACAGAAUCAUCCAGAAAAGUCCCUGCAAGGCCUUUCUUGGCUCAUGGGACGCGUUGCUGGAUCAAUCAAUGAUAUCAAGCCUGCGAAAGACAUUGUCGACGAGCUCGUCAACACAGCAGCGAGCGGCCUAAAAUCUGCUUCGAGUCUCCAAGUCGUAAGGCCGAAACUAUGA
Laccaria bicolor S238N-H82 is the source of this 1065-nucleotide messenger RNA. RefSeq lists its product as uncharacterized. Gene Ontology annotation, molecular function: nitronate monooxygenase activity. The coding region runs from base 1 to 1065 and encodes 354 amino acids. The transcript is spliced from 11 exons. NCBI's taxonomy places the organism in Eukaryota, Fungi, Basidiomycota, Agaricomycetes, Agaricales, Hydnangiaceae. The record is from RefSeq and is a predicted model, not a curated record.